AUGAAUGGACCUAUUAUUCGGGCUUUUCCUUUACUUAUUCUGUUUCUGGGAAUUGCACCGAGCGGUUGGUGUCUAGAGGGAGAUGCAUAUAGUGACUCUAGAAAUCCAGCUAUGUUACCUCUUGUAACAACCCUAAUCUAUAACCAGAUGUCAAAUGUCACCUCUCUUUUCAAGAAUGACGUCUCAAAUUAUCUGGGUUAUUGCGUAACGGACGUGGAUGCUGAGUGGAAUGCUGCUUUCAACUUUUCAGACAAUCUUGAUUUCGUUACCAAUUGUGUCAAGCAGAUAAAAGGAGAUGUCACACAUAGGCUAUGCACUGCUGCAGAAGUAAAGCUCUACUUCAGUAGCUUUUUCGAAUCAAAAUCUUCAGCUGCUCAAUUCUUACGUCCCAACAAGAACUGUAACUUAAGUUCCUGGGCUCCUGGAUGUGAGCCAGGGUGGUGUUCCAGUGUUCCUGCCAAUGUUAAAAUUGACAUGAAGAACACCAAUGAAAUACCCGAUCGGACUGAAGAUAGUCUUCCCUGUUGCGAAGGAUUCUUUUGCCCUCAGGGCCUUACUUGCAUGAUCCCUUGCCCGUUGGGUUCUUACUGCCCUCGUGGAAAUCUUAAUACAGCAACUGGCAUUUGUGAUCCAUACCGUUAUCAGUUGCCUCCUAUGUCGAAUCAUAGUUGUGGUGGUGCCGAUAUGUGGGCUGAUGUUUCGACUAGUAAGGAGAUAUUCUGUUCAGCUGGAUCAUACUGUCCAACCACUACCAAAGAGAUUUCUUGCAGUAGUGGGCGUUAUUGCCAAAUGGGUACAACAGCUCAAAAAAGAUGUUUUCAAUUGAGUAAUUGCAAGCCAGGAACUGCAGAUCAAGAUAUCCAUGUCUAUGGAAUCAUUCUAAUUGUUGCACUGAGUUUGCUGCUGCUCAUAAUAUACAAUUUCUCUGAUCAAGUCAUAAGUACUCGUUAUAAAAGAAUGGCCAAGUCCAGGGAAGCUGCAGCAAGGAGCGCUAGAGAAACUGCCCAAGCAAGACAAAGGUGGAAGACUGCAAAAGAUUUGGCCAAGAAAAGAUCGCUUCAGCAAUCCCGUUCGCAGAAAGCAGCAGACGCACCCAAGGUGGGGACUGAUCAAGCUCCUCCUGCUGUUCCACCUCAGUCAAGUUCAGCUGAAAAACCAUCUGCUGUUGUUGCUCCUAAAGGAAAAAAAAAGGAUUCGACAAACCUCACAAAGAUGUUGGAUUCAAUUGACGAUAACCCAGAGAGCAAUGAAGGUUUCAAUUUAAAGAUAGGAGACAGGAACAUCAAAAAGCAGCAUGUGCCCAAGGCAAAAGAGCUUCACUCUAAGAGCCAGAUUUUUAAAUAUGCAUACGGUCAACUUGAGAAGGAGAAAGCAAACGAGCAGAAAAAGAAUAUGACAUUCUCUGGAGUUAUCUCUAUGGCAACUGAUGACGAUGAAGUCUUGAAAAGACCAUCGAUUGAGGUCGCUUUCAAGAACUUGACGAUUACUCUUAAAGGGAAAAGAAGACACCUAAUGAGAUGUGUAAGUGGAAAACUCAUGCCCGGUAGAGUUUCUGCAGUCAUGGGUCCAUCCGGUGCUGGAAAGACCACCUUUCUCUCUGCCUUGGCUGGAAAGAUCACUGGAUGUACUAUGACUGGCUGUAUUCUCAUAAAUGGAAAACUUGAAUCCAUUCAUUCAUUCAAGAAGAUAAUUGGUUAUGUGCCACAAGAUGACGUUGUUCAUGGGAACUUGACUGUGGAGGAGAACCUACGUUUCAGUGCUCGAUGCAGGCUGGCAUCUGAUUUGCCAAAAGCAGAUAAAGUGUUGGUUGUUGAAAGAGUAAUUGAAUCUCUCGGACUGCAACUGAUUCGUGAUUCACUAGUAGGAACAGUAGAGAAACGAGGAAUCUCUGGAGGACAAAGAAAAAGAGUUAAUGUUGGACUAGAAAUGGUCAUGGAACCUUCUUUAUUGAUAUUGGAUGAGCCAACCUCUGGUUUGGAUAGUUCUUCUUCCAAUCUACUUCUUAAAGCACUUCGUCGUGAAGCUCUUGAAGGUGUCAACAUCUGCAUGGUUCUUCACCAGCCAAGCUUUGUGCUAUUCCAGAUGUUUGACGAUUUAAUACUUCUCGCGAAAGGUGGUUUCACUGUGUACCACGGUUCUGUUAAGAAAGUUGAAGAAUACUUUUCUGGUAUUGGAAUACAUGUUCCAGAACGUGUUACUCCUCCUGACCAUUUUAUCGACAUUUUGGAGGGUAUAACUAAACCAGGACCGGGUUUAACUGCCCAGCAGCUCCCUGUCAGAUGGAUGCUUCACAAUGGUUAUGCAGUUCCCCCCGAUAUGAUGGAAAUAUGCGACGAAAUCUCAAAAUCUUCAUCCAAUAAAGGUCAGAAUAAUACUAAUAACGCUAUUGCUGGGGAAACAUGGCAGGAUGUGUCCUUAUCCACUGAUUCUCAAAACGAUCAAGUCGAUUUCAAUUAUUCAAAGGGACACGAUCUGUCUGGCCGCAUUACUCCUGGUGUUCUUCGACAAUAUCGCUAUUUCCUUGGCAGGGUUGGAAAGCAGAGACUAAGAGAAGCUGAUAUGCAAGCAGCUGACUAUUUGAUCCUACUAAUAGCUGGAGCAGCACUAGGGACUCUCUCGAAAACCACCGACGCAAGUUUUGGGGAACUCGGUUAUACUUAUACUGUAAUAGCUCUUUCACUUCUGUGCAAAUUAGCGGCCUUGAGAUCAUUUUCACUGGACAAACUCCAUUAUUGGAGGGAGAGCGCUUCUGGGAUUAGCAGCCUGGCUUACUUCCUUUCCAAGGACACUAUAGACCUUUUCAACACGAUAGUGAAGCCAUUGGUUUAUCUUUCCAUGUACUAUUUCUUCAACAACACUAGAUCAUCGUUCGAAGAUAAUUAUGCUGUCUUGGUCUGCCUUGUUUACUGUGUGACCGGAAUGGCUUAUGUGUUUGCCAUAAUGCUUGAACCUAGUCCUGCUCAAUUGUGGUGUGUACUGCUUCCAGUGGUGUUAACUCUGAUUUCAAACCAAGAUAAAGACAGCCAAGUCUCGAGACUUGUGGGAAAUUACUGCUAUCCAAAAUGGGCUAUGGAAGCCUUUCUCCUUGCUAAUGUUGAAAGGUACAAUGGAGUUUGGGUAAUAACGCGAUGUGGAACGUUAUUACAGAGUGGUUAUGAUCUUCACAACUGGGGAAGAUGUCUGACUUGCCUCAUAGUGACUGGAGUACUGUGUAGAUUUAUAGCUUAUUUUUGUUUGGUCACAUUCCAGAAGAAGUGAUUUUGAUUUGAUUUGAUUAUUUUGAUGACUUCCUUUUUGUGUGAGU
Molecule: messenger RNA, 3304 nt
Organism: Impatiens glandulifera
Lineage: Eukaryota; Viridiplantae; Streptophyta; Magnoliopsida; Ericales; Balsaminaceae
Product: putative white-brown complex homolog protein 30
Exons: 14
Coding region: 1-3258 (1085 amino acids)
Molecular function (GO): ATP hydrolysis activity; ABC-type transporter activity; ATP binding
Source: RefSeq, a predicted model, not a curated record